This is a messenger RNA of Ceutorhynchus assimilis (cabbage seed weevil), 1242 nucleotides long. Lineage: Eukaryota; Metazoa; Arthropoda; Insecta; Coleoptera; Curculionidae. The record is from the annotation of a GenBank genome assembly.
AUGAUAGGUAUUAAGGCUCAUGUUUUCCUUUUUAUCACAAUAUUAUUCAAUUUAGCUUAUAGUAAAAAUAUUUCUAAAUCAAACCCAGAAGAUGAUUCACUAGUCAAAGAUUUACUAGCUUUAGUGCGUGUAGCUAGAGAUGUUAAUAAAGAUGACACCGUAUUCAGAAAAACUAGAGAUAGUAGUAAAUACUAUGAGCAAAGCUAUAAAGGAGAUAGAUCAUUGAAACCUGAAGAUAAUGCUGAAGAUGAUAGAGACAUCAAAACUAGCACAGCUUUAGGAAAACGAUGCACCACGUGCGAUAAUGGAUAUUUGAGGCCGUCAUACAAUAGAGGCCGUGAAAAUUACAACGAUAGAGACCCGUAUAGAGGCAGAUACGAGCCUUAUGACAGAUACGAUAGAUACAAUGAUAGAUAUGACGAUUACGAUAGAGAUACCAGAGGAAGAACCAGAUAUUCAUCAACAUCUUAUGACAGAUACGAGCCAAGAGAUCGUUAUUAUGAUAGAGGCUAUGAAAAUAGAGGCUACGAUUACUACAGCCCUUAUAGUAGAGACAGAGGCUAUGAUGCCUACAGCCCUUAUGACGACUACUAUAGCCGAGGCUAUGAAAGUAGAGGCUCAAGACCUGAAUAUAGUGGAGGAAAUAGUUACGCUAGAGGAUAUAGCUAUGGAGGUGAUAGAGAUCGCUAUGGAGGCUAUGGAGGUUAUGGUACUGGCUACAGUACUUACGGUUCUGGCUCAAGAUCCAGGUAUCCUUCCUACGAUUACGAUUCCGGUUACAGAUCCACCAGCUACUUAUAUGGACGACCAUCAUCUACUACAACUGAUAAUCCAAAAAAUUCCGAUAGCGACCAGAGCAAUACAGCUAAUCCAGUACAAGGAAGUUCAUCGGGAAGGAGCAAAUAAUAAUUUGUAAUUGUUUAAUUUGAUUUUAGUUAAUAACAUAAAACUGCCUUGAUAAUUUUAUAUUUAAUAUUUAAUUCAAUUAGUUUUCUUCAACAUCUAUUCAAAUCUAUACACAUAAAAAUCAAUGUUUGUUUGUUUGUCCCUUAUGCGCUCCUACACCACUUAUACGAUUUCGAUAAAACUUUAGUAGAUUGUUCUGGCCAUCCCAAGGAAGGUUUCUGGAUAGGUUAAGCAUUUUUACGAGGGUGCGUGCAACAUAGGUCUGCGGACCGCGAACCAAAAAUUAUUUGAGCUAUUAAACUUUUACACAGAUUUAUAGAGAAUUUGAUGUUCUUU